Messenger RNA from Paramuricea clavata, 6281 nucleotides. The record is from the annotation of a GenBank genome assembly. Lineage: Eukaryota; Metazoa; Cnidaria; Anthozoa; Malacalcyonacea; Plexauridae.
CACAUAUUCAGAAUUAUAUUCAGACUAAGAUAUUCAAGGUCAGUCUUGUUCUGUUUUUAACAUAGAUACAAUCUGUUCCUUUAUAGCGGAAUACUGAAAACACAGCGCAGCAGAUAUCAAGUGAAGUUUUAAACUUAAAUGUUGAAAUGUCGUCUACAAAACAGUGUAUUUCAUGUAAUCGCGAGGUUAGUAGCUGAAUAAUAGAGUUAUUUAAAUUUAGGAAUAUUGUAAAUCAUUUUGGCAGUGCCAGUAUAGGAUUUUAAUACAUUGAUAUGCGUAAUAUAAUAAAUUUCCUUUAAUAAUUGAGUGUAAAAUUCCCCCCAGUAGUUCCAAGUUUCGAAAUUUUCUUUGUAUAUAUUUUCUUACUUGAUUUUAAUUACAAAUAUAUAUAUAGUCCUUUCAUUUGCCAUGUUAUAAUAUAUAGAUGUUGGUGGCCGGAAAUUUCCUCGUAGAUGCCGUGAUUUGUAUCUGAACUAUCUGGAAAAAGGUCUCGAGCUGGUUUUCGCAAUGACAUGGCCGGCAUGAGGCAUCUAUAUAAUAUAGCACUGGCGAAUGGCCUUUGCUCGAAGCUUCAAGGUGUUAUGAUCUUUUCAUGAAUUUCAGAGGCAAACCAGGACAGCUUAUUGUACAGUGUACGUACAAUCUAUUGCAACAAAGUCCGUACUUCAACUGCCUCCAAAUCUUAAUAGGGAAUUAUACAUGAAUUAUUAUUCAUGACUUUUUUGUUUCAAGAAAUCAUGAUAAUAUAAACAUAGGUCAUAGGUGCAAUCCCUAUACGUGUAUAUAUAUAUAUCAUUCACCGUAUAUGAGCUGUUCUGCAAUCUAAUUGGUUGAAUUACUCGCCGUAUAUCAGCUGAUAUACGGCGAGUAGCGAAAAACAAGAUGGCGGUCCAAAAACUACAUGAGUUUUAUGAAGCAGAAAAAAGGAAAAUAUUCGCUUUGAGAAAGAUAAUAGUACAAGGAAAAACUCUCAAAAAAUUUGACAGGUUAGCAAAAUACAUUCAUUACAUGUACAUAGAAAUGAGUUUAAAUACAAGUUUUUUUAAAGAAUUAAUAUACCGAAACAACAGCGAUUUCAAAUUUUCUAGGCCAAGCGGUUUUUGGCCGAACUAGUUGUCAAGACAUUGUAACAGAGGAUAAUUAAUUAUUGCUUCAGUUAAUGGCUAUAUUAGACUAUAUUACAAAUUAAAACAAUUAUACCAUUCGCUCUCGUCGUAUAUGGCUGAUAGCGGACUCGGUAUUUUUAAUAAAAAGCAGAACCGAACAAAUUAGAAGGUUUUUUCUAAUAGUUUCGAACGGUAGGUGCCAGAUGAAUUAUAUUGUGUAUAAAUUGAGGUACCGCGUUUAAAUUUCAGUAGUUUUUCCCAAACGUUUUUACAGCUAAUAAUUAAAUGUUAAAAAAGCAUUCAAUACAUAAUAAAAAGGGUAAUAUUUUGGUGUGGUUUACAGGGACAGUUUUUAGCAGUAUACAAUCAUGGCAGUGAAUAUUCUUGCACUAUUCACCGACAAUGAUGUGAAUAAUUGUUUUAGCAAAUACCAUAACACAAAACAGAAAUUACCAAAAAACAACGAAAAUAUUUUUAAAAAGGUUUUGUACUACAGCUCCCGCCUGCCGUAAUAGUUGUAAACAAACUGAUAAUAUUGACAAGCUUUUAAACACCUCUACACAUUCUUAAACCGGCAAAAUCUUCUGAAUGACUUUCUUUGUGUUUAGCUUCGUUUAGUAAAAAGAUUUGCUCGUCUGUUUUCGGAACAAAACAAGAAGAUAUUUUGUUUCGGUCCGGAGAUGAAUAGAGCAAGGAUAUCCGGAGCUAACCGACCAAUCAAAUUGCUCGAAAAGCGCUAUCCACCUCCCAUGUCGAUGCUACUAAAGGAUGUUCUAAUCUCCUCACUUCUUCAAUUUAUGAAAGCGACAGCCAAAAUAAUCAUUCAUUCCACUAUAUUUAGUUUGGGACACCUGCAAAGAACUUUUAAUCUUGCCAAUUGGUUGCCGCCAUCUUAUUAUCCCACGCUUUCGCAGACAAAUUGCAGCUAAAUUGAUAAUAUGUAAAUGCAAUUUAUUCAGAUGCCUAUUUCAAGUGAAUCAUGCGUCUGUGGUCGCGUGUUAUCAGAUAUCAGGUCCUUGGGCUUGGAAGGAAAAAGAUAUUCUGGUAAAUCAGUUUCAUUUUUUUAUACAACAAUGAGAGCAUAAAAUGAAAGCAACAAUAUCGAACAACGCAACCUUCCAAGCACAUCAAUUAUAUAUAUUGAAAUGACUUCAGGGAAUAAACAUGCGUUAAGGAGCUCUCUUAUGUAGGCCUAGUAUUUCAAAUCCGACUAUAAGGACUGGACUAAAUUUCAAGUACGCGCAAUUUGAUCAAAAUGCGAGGACUUGAAAUCUAGUCCAGUCCUCAUAGUCGGAUUUGAAAUGACAUCUCAUGCAUGGGAAUAAAUCACUAUUUAAUUAAUUUUGAUCCAGUCCAAGGACUGAAUUAAUUUUGAUGCCGUCCUAGGACUGGAUCAAUAUACUUUAUCAGGUAUCCAGUAUUAUCAUGUGAGCAAAAUAUAGCAAUAUGUUGGCUGAUUUAUUCUUGAAUUAUUAAUGAGUUUGAGAUAUAUUAAGCGAAUUCAUGCACUUACGUAAUGUAAUUCGAAUUAAAGAACUUGAGUUAAGGAACACGUUGACGCAGCUGCGUUUCCCUAAGUUGACAAGGUAAUUGAGCGCUUGUGUAAGCGACGUUUCUGACAACCGAAAUUUAAUGAAGCGAUUAUAGGGCAAGUAAUGGCGCCAGCCAUUCUUAUUCAAAUCACGAACAUGAUACUACAGACUGCCGUUCUUGAUUUUGAGCAAGAACUGCAUGUUGACGCCAUUGGAGAGCUUAAGCUCAGAGGAGUGACAUACAGAGUUGUAACUAGUGUACCCACGUUUUUUUGUGCGCAUGCUCGGCAAGUUACUAGAUGCAUGCAUCUGAUUGGAUGACGACCUGAUGACGACUCACUUUGAACUUGCUGAGCAUGCACGCGCAGUUGAUCAUUUUUUGCCCAGUCGCCUGAAAAAAGUGGGUACAUCAAAACGUAAGCUUCCGCAGUGUUUACGACGGUCAGUUACAGCUCUGGAUGUCUCUACUCUGUGGCUUAAGCAAGCGACAUUUUUGUCAGCACGGACGCGGGAAUGGAUUAAAAACUGUGUUUUUAUAAGUUUGUGGUAAUAUUCAACACAUAUAUGACAAAACAUAAGUGAGACUUUUAAAGUUUUCUUCUUUGCACGAGCGCUAUGAUGCAAAAUGCCGCCAAUAUAAAAAUUAUUUGCGGGUGACGUCCAUGUAGACAAAAACGUCGCUUGUUUAGGCCCACCAUUACACGUCAUCUAUGUGUUGUCAAAAUCGUCGCCUUUAAAGAUGCGGUACAGUCCGAUCUGCGCAUGUGCACAAAGGAGCCCUCUUUUUAUUUACAAACAGUUUAUUUAGGUUUUUAUUUCAUUUUAUGUUCUUGCAAAGCUUGAUUGUUGUGUCUUGAUAAUUUUUUAUACUCUAGAAUCAAUAUUUUGGAUACCGAAAUGUAAACAAAGCCUUUGUUUACAUACAGACUGUACCGCAUCUUUAAUUAUGCUCUCUAUUUACGUCUAGGAUAUCGUGAGGAACUUUACAGUCGCCUGGAGAUCAGGAGAAUCCUGAAAGGUCAUGAUAAACCGAAACGCCCAAGACUGAAACAAAAAUUGCCAAAUACAAAACAGGUAAAAAUCUUCGGGAACAUUUUGUUCGUAAAUAUAUUUAAUUUAUUGCCAUUAAAAUUUCAGAAAUGUUAAUAACUUACUGACCGAGGGUGAGGGCAGUACGGGAAAAUAUCCGACCGAGGUAUUGCUGUAUUGGCCGAGUGAUAGCGAGGUCAAUACAGCAAGCCCGAGGUUGGGUAUUGUCCAGACCUGUACGGUUGAGGUCAGUAAGUUUUUUAUUAUAUGGCAUUGUACGUUUGUAAAAAAUGGAAAAAAGGUCACGCGAGGGCAAAGUACAAAGUCCAAAGCAUUUGAAAAAAGAAACGAUUUGUUCUCUGGGGUUAGUAAAACUACUCUACAGCACUUUUUAUAUAGAAUACUAACACAGUUUGUAGUAUUUCAAGAAAAAUACGAGGUAUUUCGUCAUUUAAUUAAUCAAAGACAACAAAUAUGAAAACAAUAAAAUUACAAAAACAAGUACGUUUUUAGUUCGCUUCAUCUCAUAUUUAUGUCUCUUUUUAUCUAACAAAAACAGAAAUUUUCAGGGAAAAAUUAUAAAUCUGUGGCUGCUUUAGUUGUAUUUUUUAUUUAGGAUUGUGUCAAAUUCCUCCUGGCAAUCUGCAAAUAAAAUUUGCAGCUCUUCACAAAGUCAAAACACAAAACAGUUGUUGUGGAUGGUUGAGAUGUUAAAAUUUUGACGUUUUUAAUUGCAUGUCAUGUCUUUCUCAGAACGAAAAAAAAGCCAUUUCAGAGAUUAUAGAUUUUAAAAUGUUCUGUGGAAACAUGCCCCCGGACCCAUCUAGAGUUUGUUCACGCCCACACCAAACAAAUUUCUAUACUUACCAAAUAAUGCAAGACAAAUAAUUUUUACCAACAAUUUUUAAAACAUUACCAAAUGGAUGAAGUAGUUGCAAAAUAGAGUAUCUAGUGAGCACUACCGACAAUGCAUGUUCUGCGACUUUGACGGGUAUUGCUCACUUGUAAUGUUAAUAAUAGAUCCUUCCUUAAUGUAGAUGUAUAAUUCCAAUUUAAUUUUGCUCAGAAAAACAGGCUAAAUUCUGCUGCCCCAUUUUUAUGUUUUCCUAUCUGUCAGAAAAGUGAAAAAUUAAUAAUUCCCGCUCCUUUCAACUUAUUUAGUAUUCCGUUCGAUAGUGCAUUAAGUGAUGAAUUUGUUUUCCCUUUGAACGUAUAGGACAUCACCAGUUCUUUACACAAACCACAGAUGAAACGACGUCACAAACGGAAGUUACCAGGUCCCCAACACAUGACCUCGAACACUAGACAACACAGCCAAUUAUAUCAAGUAAACAAAAACUCAUCGCAACAAACAAAGAUUGAGGAUAAUCCAGAUUUAUGGUAUCUUAAUCCACGAUUUAACUUUACAGACGCUUUAGCAGACAUAAAUAAACGGCUAAUCAGUCAGACAUUAUUCUGGGUUAGAUUAUAAACCAAGGGAGGUUAUAAGGUUUGGUUAUGUCUGUUGCAAUACAGAUUUGUAGUUACCAAGGCUAUGUUUACAUUGCAUCGGAUCGGUUUUUGCUUCGUUCGCGGAACGUUACCGCCCAAGUGUAAACAGCUUUCGCCCCCGUCCUUACUAUGCCGUCAUAUUUGCUUGCAUAAUUUAUACCAAAUACAAAAAUAUUGCAGACAUAAUUUAAAAUAGUGAGCGAGCUAUACCCGCAACUUUUUAUUUGCUAGUCCCGCAUUUAACCGAAAAUUGCUCCAACUCAAUUGUCCGGUGUUUACAUUACAAUGAGAGCGUUGCAAAAACCAAUCCGAUACACCGCGCACCACUUCGAAGAGCGAACCGCCUCACCACUGGUUUGUUGCAGAAAUUGAGACGAUAACAACAUCUCAUAUGUAAACAUGCAGAUGUCCUAUCCGCGGUAUGGUUGUUGCGUUGGACGCAAAGUGGAAACAUGACUUUAAAUGCAUGCAUGGACAUUAUAAUUAAUAAACAUCUAAUUAACGUCCUUCUGGAUUGGAACAACUAAAUCAUGAACAUAAUUAACCUAUGAUAGUCCGAAUUUAUUGAGUAUAGUCGUACUUCACGAUUAACUUCAUGAGCGAGGGUUUUAGCAGAUAUUAAUAAUGUUAGCAUAAGACCUCGUUCGGAAAUAGAUAAGAAUCGUUUUUAAAGAUAUAGAUAAGGUAAUCAUCAUAGGGAUUACAUUAUGAAAAGUUUGUGGAUGGAUCUCGUGGAUCUAUGGCAUUUGCUGACGCUUUAACAGACAUUAAUAAACGUUCAUCAAUCAACUUAAUACUUGCUAACCGCGAACGAUAAUUGACUGAGCUACAGUAAAACAUUGAUCGUCUUGGAAGAUGGAAUAGCGCAACCUUGAACCAUUCAGAUAUUGCUAGGCAACGCAGGAUACCCAUUAUCACUAAGGGCAUGAAAUGAAUAUAUGGGAAAAUUGUUUCUCGUUCUUCCAAUAAACACCAUGCAAAUGCAUUACUAAAUUAUGCUGCAUAAAAUGUCUCAAAAACUAAAUUUCCACCUUAAAAUGCAAAGCUAUAGUUGUUGUUAAGCGAGACUGUUUUCUUGUAAAUAUGUUUAUUUGUAUAUAUUGUGUUCAUUCAUUAAAUCAAC